Molecule: messenger RNA, 2771 nt
Organism: Falco peregrinus (peregrine falcon)
Lineage: Eukaryota; Metazoa; Chordata; Aves; Falconiformes; Falconidae
Gene: IDH3A
Product: isocitrate dehydrogenase (NAD(+)) 3 catalytic subunit alpha
Exons: 11
Coding region: 111-1211 (366 amino acids)
Biological process (GO): tricarboxylic acid cycle; isocitrate metabolic process
Cellular component (GO): mitochondrion
Molecular function (GO): NAD binding; isocitrate dehydrogenase (NAD+) activity; magnesium ion binding
Source: RefSeq, a predicted model, not a curated record
GGGCGGGGGCGGGGCCGGGGCGGGGCGUGCCGCUCCCCGCGCGCCGGUUCCGGUCUCGAGGCGGGCGCGGGCGUUCCGGGCCUGAGGGAGCCGCGGUGCCCGCGCGCAUCAUGGCCGCAGCUGCGUGGAUGCCGACGGUUUCUCGAUUGUUAGGUGCUUUCAAAAACCAAAAACAGGUGACCAGAAGUUUUGGUAGUGCUGUACAAACAGUAACUUUAAUCCCAGGAGAUGGCAUAGGACCUGAGAUUUCUGCUGCUGUCAUGAAGAUCUUUGAUGCUGCCAAAGCUCCUAUUCAGUGGGAAGAGAGGAAUGUUACGGCUAUCCAAGGACCAGGAGGGAAGUGGAUGAUACCUCCAGAUGCCAAAGAAUCCAUGGAUAAAAACAAAAUGGGAUUAAAAGGGCCUCUAAAGACCCCAAUUGCUGCAGGGCAUCCAUCAAUGAAUCUGCUUCUGCGUAAAACCUUUGACCUUUAUGCAAACGUACGUCCCUGCGUUUCAAUUGAAGGGUACAAAACCCCAUAUACAGACGUGAACAUCGUCACAAUCAGAGAGAACACAGAAGGCGAAUACAGUGGAAUUGAGCAUGUGAUUGUUGAAGGUGUUGUGCAAAGUAUCAAGCUGAUCACAGAAGCAGCUAGCAAGCGUAUUGCAGAAUUUGCUUUUGAGUACGCCAGAAAUAAUCAGAGAAGCCAUGUUACUGCUGUGCACAAGGCAAAUAUUAUGAGAAUGUCUGAUGGGCUUUUCUUGAGAAAAUGCAGGGAGGCAGCAGAAAACUGUAAAGAUAUUAAAUUUAAUGAAAUGUAUCUGGAUACUGUGUGCCUGAAUAUGGUUCAAGAUCCGUCACAAUUUGAUGUGCUUGUUAUGCCGAACUUGUAUGGUGACAUCCUCAGUGACUUGUGUGCUGGCCUAAUUGGGGGUCUUGGAGUAACACCAAGUGGAAAUAUUGGUGCUAAUGGAGUUGCAAUUUUUGAAUCGGUUCAUGGAACGGCACCAGACAUUGCAGGAAAAGACUUGGCAAAUCCAACUGCCCUUCUUCUGAGUGCUGUAAUGAUGUUGCGUCACAUGGGACUACACAAACAUGCCACAAAAAUUGAGACCGCUUGCUUUGAUACAAUCAAAGAUGGAAAGGUCUUGACCAAAGAUUUGGGAGGUAGCGCCAAGUGUUCGGAAUUCACAGAGGAGAUCUGCCGCAGAGUACAGGACACAGACUAAACUUUUCUUGUACUACUUGUAAGAACUCCGAAAGGAUGGAUCACACAAAGUACACUGUAUGUAACCUGACAUCCAUAUGCAUAUAGUUUGCUUGUCUCUUCAGAGAGCAAACUUUUUAGUUAGGGCCUCUCCAUUAAUAAAUUUAGUCCAAAUGGCUACAAAUGAUGCUUGUGCCUGCUCUCAGUGGACUUUUAAAGUGCUUAUUUAUUUUUUUUUUCUAUCUGGUGAAUAUUUUUAUGUAAGUGAAUUCUUCUAUUGCCACUGUAACUGUCUACCAUUUUCCAUUUCAACUAGAGGUUUUUACUUUCCACAAAGAAAAAUUAUGCAAAUAAACCAGUAACAGAGUUGGUGAAAUGUAAAAGCACCUUAAUGGUUAAAACCUACUUUAUUGAUCUCACUGAAAUUCAAAAGAUAGGUUUUCAGCCUAACAAUAGCACAAGAUGACCUUCAUAAACAGAAACGGGUAUAAAAUAACUUAAAAUAGCAAUUUCAUGUUAAAAACUAUGAAAAAACCAGUUUCGAUACUCUGGUGAUUCAUGAAAUACAUCCUUGCCCUCCAAGGGCAUGAAUAAAGAAAUAAAAAAUUCUAGAUAUUUAUCUAUUUGUGUAUUUUUAAAAAGUCCACAAAGAAUUAACCAGCAAGGGGGUGAGAGUUAAUGUUGAAAGUAAAGUUAUUUUCCGAACCUGUAUACCAAAAUAAUUCUUACAAGUUUUCCUUUCUGAAACACACUUUACAACAGAGUUCUAAUGAGAGUAAAUCACACAAAAUUAAUUCUGCCGUAUAUUGAGGGGAAAGUAUUAACUUUGCAAAUUUAUACUAAAUAUUUCAUGACUUCUGCUAGAAUGCUUUUUGUGCUGUACUUUUAUGCACAGUGUUCAGUGUGUCUUACUGUAUCGACUAGUAAUUUUAUUCUAGAAACUCUGAAUGUAAGGGACUAGUCCUGAACGGAUUAAGACAGAUUGAAGGUUUGGCUCUGGUGCCGACGUUCCAGAAAUACAUUUCAUCCCUAUUCAAGGGGAUCUGAGACUAAUUUUUCCCUGCUUGCUAAGCUCAAUGGGUGUAAAAGCAGGUCUCUUUCCUUCCCUUCAUCGCAUACAGAUCAUGUGAGCCAUUCUGAUCUGUGUGUCUUAAGGUAUGCUUCCAUCAGCAUACCCUACAAGAGAAUGUGUAUUUUAAAACUCAUGACUGUAGCACAGGAUUAUGCCUCCUGCCAGAACCAGGCUUCUUAAUGCUCCAUUCUAUUAAUAGAUACUACUCCUCUUCGUGACUUUCUAUUAAGAUUGUUGAGGCUGGUUGUUUCAGAAGUAAAAUCAAUUUUGAGUAACAGCUUCCAGUGCCACUCUAAAGUAAGCAUCCCAGCUUUUUUAUACGGUCUAACAACAUGUUGGAGGAGGGACAGUGAGCUUUACUCCUCACGCACUCUGCUUUUGGUGAAUAGGGCAACGUUUCUUUCCGUGUUUUACAAGCUGCUGCUUCCUUGUUUCUUAGAUUAAUAUUGUUGAAGAACUUCUGAAUUACCAUUGCGCACAAAAUGGGGAAAAAUAAACUUUUCAAAGUCC